This is a messenger RNA of Prunus mume (Japanese apricot), 1494 nucleotides long. RefSeq names its product coiled-coil protein. The record is from RefSeq and is a predicted model, not a curated record. Gene Ontology annotation, biological process: vacuolar proton-transporting V-type ATPase complex assembly. Lineage: Eukaryota; Viridiplantae; Streptophyta; Magnoliopsida; Rosales; Rosaceae.
UGUACUGCUCCUCAUUUUGCAACUACAUCCAGUCCCCAUUCUCUCCCACACCAUCCCUGCCUCUGAAAGACGAGAUCUUUUUCUCCCUACUCUCGUCGCCCAGCACUUCCUCUCGCAUCUUUCCUGUGGCGCCACCACUCCUCAGAUUUAGGCAUUUCUUUUGUUAUUCGUGGGGCAUGCGUGGUCACCUGAGAUUGGGGAUGGCUUCCAUGUCUACACAGUUUUCUGAAGUUGAAAGAAGAAAGGAGAAGAAUGUAGAUUGACCCCGUGUAAAUGCAUUAUUUUAGCUCGGACCAGUCUUCUUCUAUGUGGAAGAAUUUAACCCUUAAAGCCCAACGACAGUGAUGGCUUAUGAGUAGUAAAGUAAGGGGUUGUGCUGUUGAAUAUCAAAUUCUCAAUGGAAGAAGAAGAGCCUAAAUCACAGAGCUUGAAAGAAGAAGACAAUGAACCACAGAGCUUUAAAGAAGAGCCUAAAUCACAGUGUUUGAAAGAAGAGCCUAAAUCACAGAGCUUGGAAGAAGAAGACGCUAAAUCACAGAGCUUGAAAGAAGAGCCUAAAUCACAGAGCUUGGAAGAAGAAGACGCUAAAUCACGGAGCUUGAAAGAAGACCUUCAAUCACUGAGCUUAGAAGGUCGAGAUGGUAUUGCAUUCCCUGGAUUCAAUGAAAAUUCGUUGCAGUUCCUGGAUUCAAUAGACGGGUAUUUAACCCUAUUGGAUUCACUGUCUUGGACACUCCGACAGGGGUGGCUGCAAUUAGCAAGUGCUCGACAUUCAAUGGGUGAGUCACGUGUAAGCAGCGCUGUGUUGGACCUGAAAUCCCACCCUGCAAGCACAUUUUUGGAAGUAACCCAGCAAUCCAAUCCAGGAGUUGGGCAAAUUCAUCAUUUUACAUUGCACAAAUGGGCAUCCUUUGACAAUGACAAUGGAGCUCCACUUAUGGAUAUGAGUCCACAGAUACGACAACGAAAGGAUAAGGAUGGAGCUCCACCUCCAGUUAAAGCUGAAGCUGAUCACCAACAUCAACUUCAAAAGGAGCGGUCUAAGUCACUGUUGGUGUUUGGCGGUUUGGUUUCGCCAAAGCUACGGGCAGCACAACUCUCAUUUGAAUCUGCACUUGACGCCCUUGUAGAGAUUGCCAACAUGCGUUCUUUGAUGCUUUCCACUUUCCAUAAGGUCAGGGAAGAAGUGGAGGCCGCCAAAGCCAAAUGAUGGAUGUUAUUUCCAUGGCAUGAUAGACGACGUAUUUUUACUGCGUAUUUCAAUCCAUCGAAUUUUAUUUCCGUUCUAUUUUGCUAUAAUUGCUUGAUUUUGAUCUUUACUACAGUUUAAGUGUAUUCUAUCAUGGUUAUCCAGUUGAGUUUGUGUCGGAUUUGGAGGUAGUUAACUAAAGCCCUUAAUUCUCUUUCAUUCAUGAACUUGAAUUUUUCCCCUUGAUACAAAAUUAAAUAAAAUUGGUUUGGCAACUUGGCAAGGUACCGGGUUGAAUUUGGCCA